Molecule: messenger RNA, 3695 nt
Organism: Spodoptera litura
Lineage: Eukaryota; Metazoa; Arthropoda; Insecta; Lepidoptera; Noctuidae
Source: RefSeq, a predicted model, not a curated record
AUGUUUUUUUCUGAUGAAUCUCGUGAUUAUGUUUGUUUCAUAUCUAGUGCAUUAGAUUAGAUAAUUUAGUUACCGUUGUCGUAAGAUAAAAUUCAAAGGACAGAAUUUUAUUUGUACCUACAUUAAAAUCAUUGGUGGUACAUUACUACGCUUUGUCUUUCCUUGUUUAGUUAAUCUGGAAAGGAAAACCCAGAGUUAAGAGCAAUCUGCCCGAUUGUCCGCUGGCGUGACUCAUAGCUCGCAUGUCGGAUACGAGUUGGGUGAGAACUGGGAAACGUUUCGCGCGCACAGUGCUCAGUUUUACAGUAGUUGAGUCGAUCAGUGAUACACAGUCAGUGGGGCGACGGCGGCCAGUGUAGUGAAGCGCAGUCAGCGCUGUGUCAUCAUUGUUAUUGUUCCAUUAUUGCUUACAAGUGAUGUUCGAGUCGAACGAGCUCGAUGUCGACGACUUUUUUAAGGACUCUCGUCACGGGCCGCGCGGGCCCCCCAUGGAGCUGCUAUGGUGGCUGGGUUGCAACAAGUGACGUGUGUGUGUGUGUAGGACUCUCGUCACGGGCCGCGCGGGCCCCCCAUGGAGCUGCUAUGGUGGCUGGGUUGCAACAAGUGACGUGUGUGUGUGUGUAGGACUCUCGUCACGGGCCGCGCGGGCCCCCCAUGGAGCUGCUAUGGUGGCUGGGUUGCAACAAGUGACGUGUGUGUGUGUGUAGGACUCUCGUCACGGGCCGCGCGGGCCCCCCAUGGAGCUGCUAUGGUGGCUGGGUUGCAACAAGUGACGUGUGUGUGUGUGUAGGACUCUCGUCACGGGCCGCGCGGGCCCCCCAUGGAGCUGCUAUGGUGGCUGGGUUGCAACAAGUGACGUGUGUGUGUGUGUAGGACUCUCGUCACGGGCCGCGCGGGCCCCCCAUGGAGCUGCUAUGGUGGCUGGGUUGCAACAAGUGACGUGUGUGUGUGUGUAGGACUCUCGUCACGGGCCGCGCGGGCCCCCCAUGGAGCUGCUAUGGUGGCUGGGUUGCAACAAGUGACGUGUGUGUGUGUGUAGGACUCUCGUCACGGGCCGCGCGGGCCCCCCAUGGAGCUGCUAUGGUGGCUGGGUUGCAACAAGUGACGUGUGUGUGUGUGUAGGACUCUCGUCACGGGCCGCGCGGGCCCCCCAUGGAGCUGCUAUGGUGGCUGGGUUGCAACAAGUGACGUGUGUGUGUGUGUAGGACUCUCGUCACGGGCCGCGCGGGCCCCCCAUGGAGCUGCUAUGGUGGCUGGGUUGCAACAAGUGACGUGUGUGUGUGUAGGACUCUCGUCACGGGCCGCGCGGGCCCCCCAUGGAGCUGCUAUGGUGGCUGGGUUGCAACAAGUGACGUGUGUGUGUGUGUAGGACUCUCGUCACGGGCCGCGCGGGCCCCCCAUGGAGCUGCUAUGGUGGCUGGGUUGCAACAAGUGACGUGUGUGUGUGUGUAGGACUCUCGUCACGGGCCGCGCGGGCCCCCCAUGGAGCUGCUAUGGUGGCUGGGUUGCAACAAGUGACGUGUGUGUGUGUGUAGGACUCUCGUCACGGGCCGCGCGGGCCCCCCAUGGAGCUGCUAUGGUGGCUGGGUUGCAACAAGUGACGUGUGUGUGUGUGUAGGACUCUCGUCACGGGCCGCGCGGGCCCCCCAUGGAGCUGCUAUGGUGGCUGGGUUGCAACAAGUGACGUGUGUGUGUGUGUAGGACUCUCGUCACGGGCCGCGCGGGCCCCCCAUGGAGCUGCUAUGGUGGCUGGGUUGCAACAAGUGACGUGUGUGUGUGUGUAGGACUCUCGUCACGGGCCGCGCGGGCCCCCCAUGGAGCUGCUAUGGUGGCUGGGUUGCAACAAGUGACGUGUGUGUGUGUGUAGGACUCUCGUCACGGGCCGCGCGGGCCCCCCAUGGAGCUGCUAUGGUGGCUGGGUUGCAACAAGUGACGUGUGUGUGUGUGUAGGACUCUCGUCACGGGCCGCGCGGGCCCCCCAUGGAGCUGCUAUGGUGGCUGGGUUGCAACAAGUGACGUGUGUGUGUGUGUAGGACUCUCGUCACGGGCCGCGCGGGCCCCCCAUGGAGCUGCUAUGGUGGCUGGGUUGCAACAAGUGACGUGUGUGUGUGUGUAGGACUCUCGUCACGGGCCGCGCGGGCCCCCCAUGGAGCUGCUAUGGUGGCUCGGUUGCGGCGUGCUGGCCUCGCUGCUGCUGGCGCUAGUGUGUCGCUGCUGCUGCCGCAACAAGUCCCGCGGCCGCGUCAUCGCGCCGCCGGCGCGAGAGGGCGCGGGCGCGCCAUACCCGCAGCAACAGUACGCGGGCGCGGUGUACCCGCCGCACGACGCGCGCCACACAGCGCCGACAGUGACCGUGUACCCAGUGACGGGGGCAUACCCUGCGGCCACCCCCUACCCGCCGGCCGCGCCCUACCCCACGACUGCGCCCUACCCUACAGGGGCGCCCUACCCUACAGGGGCACCGUACCCCACAGGGGCUCCCUACCCCACGACGGCUCCUUACCCGACGGCAGCGGCACCUGCACCAGCCCCUUUUGCAUCACCAGCGCCCACGGCACCUGAUGUCACUGCUUUCUAUGGAGUGGCGCCGCCCGGCUGGAGCGCGCAAGCAUGUCCGCCGUCGUACGAGCAAGUGAUGGCGGACCACAAGCAGCCCCCCUACAACCCCCACGCGCCGCACUAGGACCCCCCCACUACAACACUACCAACCAAACAUUGUUUACAUAAUCUAUUCAUUACUAUAAUUAUCUGUAAGAAUAAUGUCCUCGACUGAGAUGAGAUUUAUAUAAAAUAUAAAUGUUAGCGAAGUGUACAAUACGAGAUGUUUAGUUAUAAGUAUACAAUGCAAUUCUCGACAAUUUCACUGUAAUAUAAUAUUUGCUACAGGCCGGUAGGGGGCGCCCGGUACAAGUACAAACUGCGCAGAUCUGUAUGAUAUUUUUAAAUUGAAUACAAUAGUUUUGAUUACACUAAUGGCGUAUUAUCAUAAUGUUUGUACCGGAGUCGCAGCGCGCAGUAUCAGCAAGAUAACAGCGCGUUAUCAGUGCGCGCUCAGUACGUGUGUCACCAGUACUUAUUACUUACUAUCGCGUCGCGCCGCAACUUGCAACACGUGGCGCGCUGCAACAUGCAACGCGCCACGUGUCGCCCCCGCCGCGCAGUACAUUGGUUGUUCUCCAAGUGCUCAGUUUUGAUUAGACCUACACACUCGCGCACACCGCGCUACGUGUAGCGUGCAACGUGUGGCGCGCAACGUGUGGCGCGCAACGUGUGGCAACGUACUUAACUAGUGAAUGAGUCGUUUGUAGUAGCUACAGUAAGAGUAAUGUUGUACGGUGACGUCACUUUAUGAAGUACAUAGAUAGACAUUAAUAUACCGCGUCGUCGAGCGGCGCGGCCGAGCGGCCAGCGGCCAGCGGCCAUGUGAUAUGUGGGAGCAGUACAGACUAGGCUACAUAGUGCGGAGUACAAUGUCUGUGUAAUAUGUUCUCUUCCCUGAUAACUAUUGUUUACCUUAGAUUGUAACGUUUCUCUUAUUUCCCAAAUAUAGGUACAUUGAGCUUUAUCUUGUAAAGUUUAAGGUGCAUUUUGUUAUGAAUAAGAUAUUUUGAAUUUAGUUAUGUAAGUGGUCACUAAGUGUAUUAUAAUUUUCUUACAAAAUAUAAUAAAUAUAUUGCGCAACGCAUGUCAGCGUA